UCUGUGUCCCGAAAUGUAUGCCGGGAAUUGUAUGUCUUUUAAAAGUUACGAGUAAAUUUCUAUGGUAAUUAGGUAAAACGAGACCUAUGACGUAUUGCUAAAGUUCCACAUGAAGAAGAAAUUGCAUUUAAAAUAUAGUUGCUUGACGUUGUUGUUUUUUUGUUUUUGUUUUUUUAAAUCCCAAAUAUGGAAGAAAGUUGAAAUGAUAUUUGGGUACAAGUUAAAAUCAUUAAGUAAUGUUAUUGCCUCCACAUUCCAAAAUCAAUUGCACACGUCAGGUGUAAUUUCUAAAAACUAUCACUCUGUGUGAGAUACGGUUGCAAGGAACAAAAACGUAUGAGCAAAUGAUAACAUUUUACCAGAUAGUAUAUAUACUAUAUGCCAUGUACAGGACUGGAAUGCAGCUAUCAAAUGGCCUGAUAUAAAAUAUAAUACUGUAAUUUUUAAAACUGCGACAAAGAAAGGGACAAAUAAGUCCAUUUGAAUUAUGAGAUAAUACACAAGUGCUCAGGAUCAAUACUAAAAUACAUAUUUCGGCGAUUGUUAGUCUGCACGGCUGCAGAAAUGUAUUCAACUCAUAUGCAUACAGACAAGACAGUUCCAAAAGUAACACUGUAUCAUUUGGGACCAUUUUUAUGUGUUUGUUUACAUAUUUAUUUUACAGAACAAAUUCAAUUCCAAAUUUUUCACGUUCUUGCAGUGCAUUGUGCGAUAUGAUUAGUCAGUUUUAAACGGACUUCUUUUCCCAUAAUGCACGGAAUUGAGACGUUUACAAGGGUCAAUGUGUCAUUUAUGCGCUGAAAAGAACGCGAGAUUAUAGGUCCCUCAAUCCCCAAACCACCAAGCCAGUUUUAAUGAUAAAAAUAAUCAGAAUGUCAUAUAAUAUAUAAUUUUAUGCUUUAUUGUUUAAUUACAUCUUUUAUUUUUCAUUACCCUUUAAGACGUGUUUCGUAACACAAUAUUAUAUAUUCAACGAUACCGAGUGCAUUUAAUGCAUAUUAUGUAUGGUCGCAGUAUACUCAAUGCCUUUCUUGUUUUAUGUUUCUUUUUUUGCAAGCACUGUAUUAUUGCAUUUGUCGUCACUUCCGUGUCAUGCAUCGCAUCGCAGGAAGCCGGGAGGAGGGUAUCAUACGUAAUUGAGGUCAUUGGCAGCGUGGUUUUCUCCGUAAUCAUUAGUACGGAUGUAAACUAAACGUUUCUUAUGAUUUUAUAUACAGCUCAGAACUCAAUAUGGCUAACGUAGUUCAUUUAUUAAAUUUGGUGGAUUGAGUACAUUUAAAUAUAUUUGGCAAAUAUUCUAGUUUACCGUCUAGCUGAUAAUUUUGUUAAAAGUCUUUAACGGUCAAUUUGUCAGACUUGGCAUUGGCGACUGUAUAACUGUAACGAUAUUGAUUGUAAUCUGAUUUGAUUAGGGAACCCUUACUUGGUCACAAUGCUAAUAAAUCUGGUUAGAUUUCAGCGUCAAGUAGGCUUUGUGUUUUCUAAGUGUCGGAAUCGUGACACAUGGCUUCCCUCUGUUAAUCACUCGAAAGAAUACUCCGCUGCAGCUUUGGAAAGGAAGAAAUUCUACCAAGAUGUCAGUAUUUCACAGGGAGAAGAUGGCUUGUAUGAGAUUAAUCUGGACCGCAAGAAACUGAAGACUCCUGCGGGCAAACUGUUCACUGUACCCAAUGAAGCUUUAGCCAUCGCUGUGGCAACAGAGUGGGACAUGCAGAAGGACACACUGAAAUUCUACACCAUGCAUCUGACCACUUUGUGCAAUACUGCCCUGGAUAACCCCACCCAGCGGGACAAGGGACAGAUCAUCGCAGCUGGCCUUAAGUUUCUGGAGACAGACACCAUUUGCUACAGGGUAGAAGAACCUCCAGGACUGGUGGAACUUCAGAAGAACGAGUGGGACCCGGUGUUGGAUUGGAUUGAGAAGAGGUAUAAUGUAUUAAUUGGCUCAUCUUCCAACAUAAUGGGGCCACAAAUACCAAAGGAGACCAAAGACACCUUCCAUCAGCAUCUAAGGUCCUACAACUUUUGGGCCUUGACUGGGCUGGAGUUUAUCAUCACACAACUGAAGUCAUUGGUGUUGUCCUUUGGGCUGGUUGACAGACACUUGACAGUGGAACAGGCUGUCUUGCUAUCCCGUCUGGAGGAGGAAUACCAGAUCCAGCGCUGGGGGAACGUGGAGUGGGCCCAUGACUACGACAUGUACGAGCUGCGGUCGCGCACCGCCGCUGGUGCGCUGUUUGUGCACCUGUCCUCAGAAAGCUCCACCGUCAAGCACAAACUGCUGCAGGACUGACACACUUUGCCGCCUUGUGUGCUCAAGGCCCUGGCUGUGAAUAUAAAGGCAAUUGCACUCAAAACAUCUCAGCCUCUGAAUGAAAGCUUAUUUUGGAGACCUGGCUGGAUCACUUAGUAUGUUUUCAUUUGAGUCAUGAAAAUUGCGGUUUAAAUUUCAAUUUGUGAAUCAAGGAAUUAUUGAAAUUUU
Messenger RNA from Paramormyrops kingsleyae, 2482 nucleotides. It is a transcript of the gene atpaf2, whose product is annotated as ATP synthase mitochondrial F1 complex assembly factor 2. Gene Ontology annotation, cellular component: mitochondrion. NCBI's taxonomy places the organism in Eukaryota, Metazoa, Chordata, Actinopteri, Osteoglossiformes, Mormyridae. Gene Ontology annotation, biological process: mitochondrial proton-transporting ATP synthase complex assembly. The record is from RefSeq and is a predicted model, not a curated record.